Chrysochloris asiatica (Cape golden mole) is the source of this 1457-nucleotide messenger RNA. It is a transcript of the gene COX15, whose product is annotated as cytochrome c oxidase assembly protein COX15 homolog. The transcript is spliced from 9 exons. Gene Ontology annotation, molecular function: oxidoreductase activity, acting on NAD(P)H, heme protein as acceptor. Gene Ontology annotation, cellular component: mitochondrial inner membrane. Lineage: Eukaryota; Metazoa; Chordata; Mammalia; Afrosoricida; Chrysochloridae. The record is from RefSeq and is a predicted model, not a curated record. Bases 8 to 1249 code for a protein of 413 amino acids. Gene Ontology annotation, biological process: heme A biosynthetic process.
CUUCAGCAUGCAACGGUUGCUCUGGCCGCCCUUGAAGGCCUUGACUGGACGUCCGUGUCUCCGGCUCCUGGUUCCUAGGACGGCGCCGAGAGCACAGCGUGGUUGCAGCUGUGGGAUCAGGCGCUCUCUGAGGCCAGGGCAGUACAGCACCGUCUCUGAAGUUACUUUGCAAUCUGGAAGGCAUACGGUGGCCCUGCCCUCCAAGGCUGCUGAGCGAGUGGUGGGCCGAUGGCUACUGAUCUGCAGUGGAACAGUGGCUGGAGCAGUUAUUCUUGGUGGAGUGACUAGGUUGACAGAGUCUGGCCUCUCGAUGGUAGAUUGGCAUUUAAUAAAGGAGAUGAAGCCACCUGCAAGCCAAGAGGAAUGGGAAGCAGAAUUCCGAAAAUACCAGCAGUUUCCAGAAUUUAAAAUCUUGAAUCAUGAUAUGACAUUGGCAGAAUUCAAGUUCAUCUGGUACAUGGAGUACUCACAUCGAAUGUGGGGGCGCCUUGUAGGCCUAGCAUACAUCCUGCCGGCUGCCUACUUUUGGAGAAAGGGCUGGCUCAGCCGUACCAUGAAAGGACGUGUUCUUGCUCUCUGUGGCUUGGUCUGCUUCCAGGGUCUGUUAGGAUGGUAUAUGGUGAAAAGCGGAUUGGAAGAAAAACCAGACUCCCAUGACAUCCCUCGAGUCAGUCAGUACCGCCUCGCUGCACACCUGGGAUCAGCCCUGGUUCUGUAUUGCGCCAGCCUGUGGACCUCGCUGUCACUGCUGCUCCCACAGCACAAGUUACCUGAAACGCGGCAGCUCCUACGAUUGAGACAGUUUGCUCAUGGAACGGCAGGCUUAGUGUUCCUGACAGCACUCUCAGGGGCUUUUGUGGCAGGACUGGAUGCUGGGCUUGUUUACAACUCCUUUCCCAAGAUGGGGGAGUCCUGGAUCCCAGAGGAUCUCUUCACCUUCUCACCCAUCCUGAGGAAUGUGUUUGAGAAUCCCACCAUGGUGCAGUUUGAUCACCGUGUUCUGGGGAUCAGCUCCGUCACUGCCAUUACAGCACUUUAUUUCCUCUCCCGGAGAAUUCCCCUUCCUCAGAGGACCAGAGUGGCAGCAGUGACUCUGCUGGCUUUGGCGUAUACGCAGGUAGGUUUGGGCAUCAGCACUCUGCUGAUGUAUGUUCCAACCCCUUUGGCUGCUACUCACCAGUCGGGCUCCUUGGCUUUGCUCAGUGUUGCCCUUUGGCUCAUGAGUGAACUUCGACGAGUCCCAAAAUGAUUCUGAGGAUCAACUUCCUAGGACUGAAAGUAUUAUCUUUGAGAACUGAUCAGAGAGCAAGAACUUGGGCUUUUCUUAAGAGGAUGACCUUAUAUAUCAAGUAGCUUCCAAGUUAUUUAAAACCUGUUGCCUAUUUUUGAGACAGAGUUACUAGCUCAAGAGUGUUAUUACAUAUGGUUAACACUAAAGAUUCUCUUUUUAAUGAUGC